AUGAGGGAUGCUACCGACGAUGGCCGAAAGGCUUUACAAAUACUCCGAGACCAUUAUGCAAAUCAAGGCAAACCAAGAAUCAUCACACUCUACACUGAGCUAACGUUACUUGAAAAAGCACUUCACGAGACAGUCACAGAUUACUUAAUAAGAGCCGAGAAAGCAAUAACAGCGCUUAAGAACGCCAAAGAAACGUUAAGCGAUGGGCCAAUAAUUGCUAUGAUCUUAAAGGGGCUGCCUGAUUCAUAUAAACCGUUCUCGAUACAUGUGACCCAAAGUGCAAGUGAGAUAACGUUCGCGAAGUUUAAGAGCAUGUUGAGGAGCUUCGAAGAAACGGAAAAGCUCAACACCAAACCGAAAGUUGAUCAGGUAAUGAAAGCUGAGUUUCCUUCGCAAACAAUGACAUGUUAUGGCUGCGGGAAAAAGAGGGCAUUUAGUCAGAGAGUGCCCUGCUAAGAGCGAGAAGAAGUGGUGUAACUAUCACAAAAGUACAACACACUCGGAUAGCACCUGCAGAAGUCAGCAAAAGAGGAAAGACCAAGCCAAACAGGUGUCGGAGAAAGAAAACACUUCUAAGGAUGAACAUUCAUUUGCAUUCAAAGUUAACAACGAAGCAACAGCGAAAAUCAAUCGAAUGGGAAUGUUGGUUGACACAGGUGCCACUUCUCACAUUGUUACUACUGAUAUUUUAAAGCAAAUAGACAUGACAUUUAAACCAUCAAAACAUUACAUCGAACUGGCUGAUGGCACACGAGCCAGUAAUAUUGCAUUGAAACGAGGGGAUGCUGAAGUGUUUCUGAAAGAUACAAAUGGAAAAUGUGUGAAAACGUUGCUGAAAAACGCCUUAUAUAUACCAUCCUAUCCUCAAGAUAUUUUCUCAGUGAAGGCAGCCACAUCAAAUGGAGCCGAGCUUCGAUUUGCCCAAGAUACUGGUGAGCUAACCCUUGAAGAUGGUACCAUUGUUGAAAUUGAAGAACAUGGACGGUUGUACUAUUUGACUUCCAUAGACAGUCAUGAGAACGAUAGCGUAAGUGAAGUAGAUAAAGUAAAUCUCUUGUAUGAUAUUAACACAUGGCAUGAAAUCCUAGGGCACUGCAAUUUUGAAGAUAUUAUAAAACUACAGGGGGUAGUUAAGGGCAUGAAAUUCUCAGGUAAAAUUGAGUCAUCUAAGUUAGGUUGUAAUCCAUGUGUAGAAGGAAAAUUUGUAAACAGCAGGAGUAGGAUUCCUGAUGCAAGAUCUCAAAAAUCAUUGGAGAAAGUGCAUGUGGAUUUGGCAGGUCCAGUUUCUCCUGUAUCAAGAGAGGGGUUUAAGUACUGCAUAUCUUUUACUGAUGAUUUCUCAGGAGCAGUAUUUGUUUACUUUCUGAAAUGUAAAAGUGACACCUUUGUAGCAACAGAGAAAUUUCUAGCAGACAUCACUCCUUAUGGCAAGGUAAGUUGCAUCCGUUCUGACAAUGGCUCAGAAUUUACAGGUAAGGCGUUUCAAACACUACUAAGGGAGCGUGGCAUAAAACAUGAAACUUCUGCUCCCUACUCGCCACACCAGAAUGGCACCGCUGAAAGGCACUGGCGCACAUUGUUCGAAAUGGGCAGAUGUCUUCUUCUUCAAUCAGGGUUACCCAAAACUCUCUGGCCCUAUGCAAUUCAAACCGCAGCUCACAUUAGGAAUAGAUGUUUUAACAAGAGAACAAAGACAACACCCUACUUUAGCCUUACUGGGAAAGUACCUGAUCUUUCUAAAAUGUGGAUCUUUGGAUCUGAAUGUUUUGCUCACGAACAGGAGCAUAAGAAAUUAGACUCAAGAUGCAGCAAGGGGGUAUUUGUGGGAUACGACAAAAAUAGCCCUUCUUACCUGGUGUACUACCCAAAAAAUGGGAAAAUCAUGAAACAUCGACUCAUUAGAUUCAUCAAGAAAUGUAGUGUAGAACAGCACACACAAACUGAUGAGUCCAGGCAGGGAUUGUGA
Paramuricea clavata is the source of this 1966-nucleotide messenger RNA. The record is from the annotation of a GenBank genome assembly. NCBI's taxonomy places the organism in Eukaryota, Metazoa, Cnidaria, Anthozoa, Malacalcyonacea, Plexauridae.